AUGAAGUUCAUUACACUUAGCAACAUUUCCCUCCUCCUGUUGGGUUCCGCCGUUGCCGAACCUAUCGUUUAUAUGAUCCGUCACGGCGAGAAGCCUGCGGAUGGCAGUAAUGGCCUCAGUGCUGAGGGCGAGGAGCGUGCUCAAUGCUUAACCACUGUCUUUGGCCCGAGCUCUUCUUACAAUAUUGGCUACAUUUUGGCCGAGCAGCCCCAGUCUGAUGGCUCCCGUGCACGUCCCUACGAAACCGUUGAGCCUCUCGCUGAAGAACUCGGUCUCACUGUCGAUACCUCUUGCAACAAGACGGACGAGAAAUGUGUCAAGAAAGCCGUCGAGGCCUACGAUGGAGACGGCAACAUUUUGAUUUGCUGGGAGCACAAUGAAUUAACCCUAAUUGCGGAGAAGUUGGGUGUUCUUAAUGCACCAGACUACCCUGAUAAUGACUUUGGUCAAAUCUGGACCCUUCCUUAUCCUUGGGAUACUAUCACCGAUUUCACUGAUGAGAACUGCCCGGGCCUUGGCCAGUAA
Talaromyces marneffei is the source of this 525-nucleotide messenger RNA. RefSeq lists its product as uncharacterized. Bases 1 to 525 code for a protein of 174 amino acids. Lineage: Eukaryota; Fungi; Ascomycota; Eurotiomycetes; Eurotiales; Trichocomaceae. The record is from RefSeq and is a predicted model, not a curated record. The transcript has 3 exons.